AUGCGGGGCCAGAGGGUGAGGCUGAUAUCGGACUUGGACGUCGUCUUCUGCUCCGCCUACCACAAGCACCUGGAACCCGUGACCUUGACGCUCGUACUGGAUGGACACGUGGACGCCGGGGAUCUCCUGCAGCGUCUCGAGGUGCUUGCAAGUGUGGAGAAACUUCGCAUGAAGGUCGAUCGGGUGCUUGGCUACGCCGUCUGGAGAGAGGAAGAUCCGUUCUGCUUUCGAGAUCACUUGGAAUUCCUCGACGAUGCAGUGGUGUCGUCUGAGGGGGAUUUAGACCGAAUCCUCCAGUCCAGCACGAGAGAAAAGUUCCCCGAAGAAAGAUCUCCCUGGAGAAUUUUGGUCAUCCCCUUUCAAGGAAAUGCAAGAACGGCUCUGAUCUUCCAGGUCCAUCACGUCAUCUCCGACGCCUACGGCAUGGUCAGGGCGAUGCUCGAGCCGAUCCUAGACCAGGCCGUUCCUCCGGAGAGUCGCCGCGAAAACGCAACGAUGAAUGGCUGGACUCGCUGGACGUCGUUCCUGGCAGGCAUUCUCAUGUUCGACACGAUCGAGAAUUUCACCUCCCCUCUCCCGAAAAACGUCCGAGCGAACCUGAAGGUGAUGGCAGAGCGGACGAUGGAGGGGGUCGUCUCGCAUUCACCAGGCUUUCCGCUGAAGAUGCUGAAAGACGUCAGGUCGCAGAUGGCUUGCACCGUCAACGACGUCUUCACGGCGGCCGUGUACCACGGCCUCCAGGCCCGGUUUCGAAAGGGCAUCAUGGCGGUCACCCUGCGUCGAAAGAGCGACGGCGACCUCGGAAACCAGUCGAGCCAGGCCUGGAUGACCUUCGACGGGAUUCCGUCCGACCCACAGAAAUCUCUCGUUCGCUUCCAGGCGAUGAACCGAGUCGCGAAGGAGGGCCUGGGCGUGCAUUCGCUGGCGAUCGGGACUCGGAUCUUCAAUGGGCUCUUGCCGGUUCGGCUCUGCAAGUAUCUCAUGUACACGACGGUGGAACCGGAUUACAUGACCUCAAAUGUGGACCUCACUUACCUGGGGAGGGGGUUGAGCAUACGGGAUCAUAAGAUCCUAUCUGCGUACUUCGUCUCGCCUGCUUUGCAAAUGCUAGGGCGAGGCGUGAUGCUGACGACGUUCGAGGACGAGGCGAGGAUCAGCGUCCGCGCGAACCGGGACCUGGUGCGAGGGGGCAGAGUGGAGGUGGAGGACGCCUUGAAGAGGAUGCUGCAAUGGAUGCAGGAUGCGAGGGAUCUUCAGGGCGAAAUCAAAUGUCAGGGCUGAUUUCCCGAGUGUUUCUGGGUGACCCGCUUUCGGAGGGCGACGGGCCAUUUUCAUUCCUUACCCAUGACUUGCAUCUCAUUCUUUUAUUGCCAUUUCCAUUUACAUCUGAAACUCCCA
This is a messenger RNA of Darwinula stevensoni, 1398 nucleotides long. The record is from the annotation of a GenBank genome assembly. Lineage: Eukaryota; Metazoa; Arthropoda; Ostracoda; Podocopida; Darwinulidae.